AUGGGCCUUCCCACCGUAGCGGCAGCCAUUGCUGGUGGCCUGGCUACCGCCGCCUACCUCGAUGCCAAAUUCCUCAUCCGCCAUGAUCUCAAGGCAGGCUCUUUGGCCGCCAACCAGAAGAGCGCAAUGGCCUUCACCCUGGACCGAUACCAGAAGAAUAAGAUGCUCAUAUACCACAUCUUUGAGGAGCAUGCCACGGGCAAGAACGCAGACAAUCUCUUCCUCAUCUUCGAGAACCGAUCGUGGACCUACAAGCAGUUCUUCGAUGACUUGCACAAGGUUGCCAAUUGGCUGAUGAAGGAUUUGGGUAUCAAGCCUCAAGAGAUCGUCGCCUUGGACGGUGGGAACAGCCCCGAAUACCUCAUGCUCUGGUUCGCCGUCGAAGCCAUUCACGCCUGUCCUGCCUUCAUCAACUGCAAUCUGACAUCGGGUCCCCUCACACACUGCGUCAAGCUAUGCGACUCACGGUAUCUGAUCGCCGACCGUGCAACACAAGAUCUCGUCCGGCCGUGUGAGGGAGACCUCCAAGCUUCGGGUGUACAAGUCAUCUACUACGACGAACCUUUCUUCUCUUCUCUAACAGACACCACUCGAAUCCCCAAAUCUCUACAUGAAGGAAUCUCGCCAACCGAACUCGGUGGUCUUAUCUAUACCUCAGGCACAACGGGGAUGCCCAAGGGUGUGAUUAUGCUUCGUGGCCGCGAGCUCAAUACCGCCCGCAGCGUUUCUAUGUAUCUCAGACUCAAACCUCAUAACCGCAUGUAUACCUGCCUACCACUGUACCACGGCGCCGCACACGGUCUGUGCCUAACGCCCUCCAUCUUCGCCGGAUCCACCGUUGUACUUAGUCGAAAAUUCUCCCACAGGACCUUCUGGCCAGAAGUCCGCGCCUCCAAGGCUGACAUCCUCCAGUACGUGGGUGAACUCUGCCGCUAUCUCAUUAAUGCACCGCCCAGCCCGCUGGACAAAGAGCACAACGUGAAGAUGGCAUGGGGAAAUGGCAUGCGUCCAGAUGUAUGGGAAAACUUCCGGCAGCGCUUUGGGAUCGAAACGAUAAACGAGCUGUACGCAGCUACGGAUGGCAUGGGCGCCUCUUUUAAUGCGAACAAGGGCGAGUUUGGCAAAAAUGCCGUCGCCAUGCGUGGGUUAUAUUGGAAACUCAGAAACGGCGCGAACGAGAAGAGAGUCAAGAUCGACAUAGACACCGAGGAGAUCCUGCGCGACAAGAACGGUUUUGCGAUCGUCUGCAAAGACGGAGAGCCAGGUGAGGUGGUGCACAAGAUGGACCCGGCCACUGCGGACGUGGCGUUCGCAGGAUACUACAAGAACAAGUCCGCCAGCAGCAAACGAAAGAUUGAGAAUCUGUUUCAAAAAGGAGAUCUCUGGUUUCGCAGUGGAGAUAUGAUGCGCCAAGAUCCCGACGGGUGCGUCUACUUUGUCGACCGCCUGGGCGACACCUUCCGCUGGCACAGCGAAAACGUGUCAACCAACGAAGUUUCGGAUGUGCUGGGCAAGUGGCCUCAAAUCGCCGAAGCGAACGUGUACGGCGUGCAGGUGCCUCACGCGGACGGCCGCGCAGGGUGCGCUGCCAUCGUACCCAUCUCGUCCAUCACCUCGGCCGACCAGCUCGACUUCUCUGGAUUAGCAGAGCACCUGCUCUCGACGCUGCCGCGGUACGCCGUGCCCAUCUUUUUGCGCGUAGUGCCGCAGCUCGAGUACACGGGGACGAUGAAGCUGCAAAAGGGCCGUCUGCGCGCCGAGGGCGUCAACCUCGACAAGAUUCAGGCGUCGCGGCCCGACGACCGCAUGUUCUGGCUCCCGCCCGGAGGCACAAAGUACGAGCCCUUUGGCCGGAAACAGUGGGAGGAGCUGAAAGCUGGGAAGGUCAGGCUGUAG
Fonsecaea multimorphosa CBS 102226 is the source of this 1896-nucleotide messenger RNA. RefSeq lists its product as uncharacterized. The coding region runs from base 1 to 1896 and encodes 631 amino acids. Gene Ontology annotation, molecular function: long-chain fatty acid transmembrane transporter activity; long-chain fatty acid-CoA ligase activity. Lineage: Eukaryota; Fungi; Ascomycota; Eurotiomycetes; Chaetothyriales; Herpotrichiellaceae. The record is from RefSeq and is a predicted model, not a curated record. The transcript has 2 exons.